Messenger RNA from Mya arenaria, 2925 nucleotides. RefSeq names its product E3 ubiquitin-protein ligase TRIM71-like. The transcript has 3 exons. Bases 508 to 2814 code for a protein of 768 amino acids. NCBI's taxonomy places the organism in Eukaryota, Metazoa, Mollusca, Bivalvia, Myida, Myidae. Gene Ontology annotation, molecular function: protein binding; zinc ion binding. The record is from RefSeq and is a predicted model, not a curated record.
GACAAGUGUUCAAAAGAAGUCAAUCGACCUUCAGUUAAAGAACAAUACCAUUGUGGAGUUUAAAAUGAUCAUAGCGUUAGAACAAAGGAACGCUUUUGAUUUUUAUAUGAAAUCAUAAUUCGUUUACUGUGAACAUUGCAAAAACGUUUUUUUUGUUUGUUUAAUUUUCAUAUAAAUGACUUAAGGAAUGUGCGUAAUUAAGUUAGCUCACAGUUUGACUGCGAUUUAUGUUGCGAAAAUAAACCAUUUGCAACAAGCUAUGCGGCCUUUAUGCUUGUCUAAGGAUGUUUGUCUAAGGAUGUUCGUCUAAGGCUUAAAAGUGAAUUUAUUUAUUUAUUUAACCUCCUGGUAUAGACAAUUUACGAGUAAAAGUCAAUCUAUUGUCUGAGUGAGCAAUUGACAUCCGUUGUUUCGACCCCGACGAGAUUUAUAAAUUCAUUAGACGAAAUCGGACGAAUACGGAAACAGCCGAGAGGUUCCGAUUGCAGAUUUAGCACCAGUGUCUUCAUGGAUAGGUGCCCUUUGUGUUUCGGGUCGUUCCAGAAGGCGAAACUACUUCCGUGUCUGGAUACCGUCUGCUUCACGUGUCUUGACGAGUAUGUGGUGAAGAAUGCGCGCGCAUCCGGGACAUUUCCUUGUCCGGUGUGUCACCUCGAGGUGCCCGUGCCGGAAGGGGGCAUCUCAAAAUUUGACGAUAACCAAUACAUCAAACUGGAACAGACGCUUGAAAAAACGCCCGCAGACCCAGAUUUGCCUUGUCUAUGUGAGGUGUGCGAGGAGAAGCAGGAUGCCGUACAGCGAUGUCUGGACUGUGAGCAGAACUUCUGUAAACCGUGCAGCAGGGCCCACCUCCGCCUCAACAUCGCCAAGUCCCACACCCUCGCCAACAUAGCUGGGCCCGAAGGCAGGAAAUAUCUCACAGCCACUGGUUACUGCGACAAACACAAGAACGAGGAGCUGACCUUUUAUUGUCGCACGUGCCAAUUCCCCGUCUGCAUGCGAUGUCGUCUGACGGUGCACGAGGACCAUACAACAGAAGAUCUCGUUGACUUCGCGGUACGCGCGAGACGAGAACUCAAAAUUGCGCUCGAUGAAAACAAUGGAUUCCGAUUCCAAAUGUUAAAUGAAAUUGAGGAAUUACGGGUGUAUGCAGAUAAAAUGGACAAAGCCAAAACAGAGAUUAAGAAAAUAAUAGGGAAUCGCAGAGAGCAAUUUCAUAAAUCGAUCGACACAUUGUGUGACAACAUGAUAAACAAACUGGAAACGGAAGUUGUUAGCGAGGAGGUGAGGAUUUUAGAAGACAAGGACUAUGCAGAAACCGAUAUGUUGACACUUUCACAAAAAAUAGCUACCGCAAAUCAAAUGGUUGAUUUUGGUUCCGAUAUAGAGGUUGUUCGAAACAGGCAGGAUAUAAUUGGCAGUUUGGCCCUUGCGAAGAAAGAAAUCCCCCUCAGUAUGACUGGUAUUAAACUAAACAUCGAGUUUAAUUACCAGAAGCAAGCGGAACAGAGCCUCCGCUACUUGUUUGGCCGGCUUUCCAUUGAUAUUACUCCGCCAAACUACAUCUCUGUUAGCGAGGUAGCAACAUUCCGCGUUGAAAAUACGUCUGACGUCAUCAACGCAAUAUGCCCAUCAAUGGACGAUAAAUGUUGGGUGGCCUGCGGUUGGAAGUCGGAAGUUUUUCUGUUUGACAGGUUUGGGCAGCAAAUACGCUCUAAACAUCUGGGGCGUGACGUCGAUUGUUUGGCUAUAGAUUCAGACGGCAACGCAUACGUCUCGUGCCGGGAGGAACACUCGGUAAAGAGGUUUGAUAGGAACUUCCGGCGGCGCAUGGCGACGUUAAACAUUGAGUAUCCUCGCGGGAUCGCUACGACAAAUGAUAACAAGUUGGUAAUUUGCGUGAACAAAACCACAACGUAUUUUGAUUAUGACCCGAGCCAUCAAAACCGAGUAUUGAAGCUUGGGCCCGACGGAGAUGAAUCGAAGGAGUUGAAGAACCCGUCACUUUGUUUCAUGUACCCAAUAAGGGUCGCUGUCAACAUUACUGACGAGCUGUGUGUAUCUGAUAACAUCAAACACGCAGUUCUGUUUCUGAAACCGAACGGAGAAAUUAAGUACGUCUAUAGUGGGGAGCGGAAAACAGACGACAUAUCCCUCGUUAAAGCGCCAACGCGAACAAACCUUAUGACGGCGAAAUCGUCCACCACACGAGCUGGUACCGUCAGUCUGAAGCCUCCUGAGAGCCGGAAAGAACAAGACGGCCCACUGGAGUCGACGCCGAAAUCCAUUUUAGACAAAACACGUCCCCCGCUGAACAACAGUCCAAAAACCGUACAAACGCCCGAGCAAGCUUUAGCACCAAUUAACUACAGCUACGAAAGCACGUUUGAGACAAGUGUGUCACUUGAGAGCACCGGAACACUGAAAGAGAUCACCAACGCGCAGGGCGGCGAGGAAAAUAUACUUGUUCCGGCGCACAUCAAGGCGCUCAGCGGCAUGACCGGCGCCCUAGAGACGGCGAGCGUCACUGACGUGGAAUCGGAGAUGGAUUACGAGCCCUAUGUCCCACCUUUCGACCCGCGGGGUAUCACGUGCGAUAAGUACGGUCACGUGAUUGUGUGCGACUACAGCAGCAACAGGGUCCAUCUGCUGGACAAACAUGGUCGCUUCCUUAUGUAUCUUCUCACAGAGGCGGAUGGGAUUUUCGGACCCACCUCUGUGGCCGUGGACAAGGCUGGCUUCCUCUGGGUCGGCGGCGGCGACGCCACGGUCAAGAUUUAUAAAUACAUUGAUUUGGAAAGCAGCACGUACUGAAGGAUCGUUUAUCAUAGCUUUUAUUUUUUGUCAGGCAUAUUAUUUCCCUAUCAUUUUCAUGUCUGUUCCCUUUGUCGUAUCUCUUUAUUAUUCUAUUAAAAUUGUUACUUC